AUGGGCAAUACUCCAGGUACUUCGAAAAGACGUUCCUCGAUUGAAGAAGAAUACACAGGAAGUGUUGGUGUGAUGAGCAAUCCGUAUUAUCCUCCAAAACGGAAGUUCAUUUUACAAGCUUCUCAAGCCGUCAACGACGAUGAUCCUGUUGUAAGCAUUCUGACAGAAGGUCACACGAUUGAAGCAAUCGCCAAUCAACUCCGCAAUUCCCGUAUUCAAGAUGCUCCUGAACGGCCAUGUGUGUUUAUGGAUGUUGUUGGGAGUCCCGAAUCAUCGGGAGACACAACUGAUGAAACACCAUCACAUACUACACUUCCUACCGUUUUCAAAUGGGAGGGUGGUGGGAAGGAAGUGUACAUAAGUGGCACAUUCAACGGUUGGAAAUCUAAAAUUCCGAUGGUCAAGAGCAAACAGAACUUCUACACAAUUAUUGAUCUUCCUGAGGGAGAGCAUCAAUACAAGUUCAUUGUGGAUGGUCAAUGGAAACUAGGAAAGAAUCAGGUCGCACCAACAACAACAAGUCCAACAGGAGUACAGAACAACAUCAUAACGGUGAAUAUGUCGGACUUUGAUGUGAUCGAGGCGCUUACCAACAUGGAUGCAGUGCCGACGGGUAGUUCACCGCCUGGCGAGUACGGACAGGUGAUUCCGUCCAAUCCCCUUACGGGCCUGGGAGGUCCUGGGUCAGGAGUGGCUUGCGCCCCGCCCCACAUCGGCGCCUCGUCCAAUACUCAACCUACCGCGCUUACAACUCUUGGCGUCGACGCGAAGUCCUCCAAGCCCCCACUGCUUCCGCCCCAACUCCUUCAGGUGAUUUUGAACCGGGAUACCAAUGCCCAGUGUGAUCCGAACCUUCUGCCUCAGCCCAAUCAUGUUAUGCUUAACCACAUGUAUGCUCUUUCCAUAAAGGACGGGGUAAUCGUUUUAUCGGCAAUAUCCAGAUACCGCCAAAAAUUUGUCUCGACAGUUCUCUACAAGCCGAUAUAG
Messenger RNA from Echinococcus granulosus, 987 nucleotides. RefSeq names its product 5'-AMP-activated protein kinase subunit beta-1. Gene Ontology annotation, biological process: signal transduction. Gene Ontology annotation, cellular component: nucleotide-activated protein kinase complex; nucleus; cytoplasm. The transcript is spliced from 6 exons. The record is from RefSeq and is a predicted model, not a curated record. NCBI's taxonomy places the organism in Eukaryota, Metazoa, Platyhelminthes, Cestoda, Cyclophyllidea, Taeniidae. Bases 1 to 987 code for a protein of 328 amino acids. Gene Ontology annotation, molecular function: protein kinase binding.